AUGCUUCUAGCUCCUGUAGCCGCGCCUUUGCCCCUGGAAACCCAUAAAAAGUCCCCUUUGCCCUGGGAAGGCGCGCAAGUCCUCCAAGAGACUUGGCCCCAGGAGCCGACGGGCUCGGACUUCACCACCACGACCCUGGAAGACGUUCCACGGUCUGAGACCCCCCCGGGGCACGGUCUGAAGUCCCCACAGGGGCACGGUUUUUUGGGGCCACUCACAAACAGCCAUGGGACAGACUGUCACCACCCCUUGAGCCUCACGCUUGACCACUGGUCAGACGUGAAGACACGAGCCAACAACGAGGGGGUCGUAAUCAAGAAGAAGAAAUGGAUCACUCUUUGCGAGGCCGAUUGGCCCCCCGGCAGCAGCAGCAGCGCUCGCCGAAUCUCGGGGCCGAGGAAGCCAGAUCGGCGGAUCCCUCCCACUCCCUGUUCCUCCCAAACCCCACACCAGCAAGUCUUUUCCUCUCCCCGCGGCCCGCCGCUCCGGCGCAGGCGGGCGCGCAGGCGGCGGGCGGGGGAUGUGGGAACGCGCAGCGGCGCGCAGGCGGCGGGCGGGGGAUGUGGGAAACGCGCAAGCGGGCGCACAGGCGGCGGGUGCACAGGCGGGCGCGCAGGCGGGUGCGGAUAUGGAAACGCGCAAGCGGAUGCGCAGGCGGCCGCAGGAUAUGGCACCGGUGCUCAGGCGGGGCCCAGGACGGGAUCGGCGGGGGGCGGCUCCCCGGCCGGCGAAGGGCCACUGCCGAGCGCACUUCCUCCACUAUGGCACUGUGCUGGGACCAGCUUAGGGACGGCUGGGGAGGCCCGGUUUGGAGAGGGGGGCUUGGGAGGGACGGCGCCACCCGCGAGCGCCAAACCACCGCUCCCUCCCGCCCCUCCUACCUCCUCCCUUUACCCUGUUCUCCCACGAAAGGAUUCCCCUAAGGUUCCUGUCCUCCCCCCAGACCCCAAUUCACCUCUUAUUGACCUCCUGACAGAGGACCCACCACCAUACCCAGGGAAUCAGGUGCCGGAGGGACCGGCGGCCCCUGCAAUGGCACCAGAGGGACCGACGGCCCCCGCGGAGGCGCCUGAACAGCCUCUUAGGAGAGAGAGGGAAGAUGAGACUCCAGCUCCCUCCCCAAUUGCCGGUCGCCUACGAGGAAAGCGCGACGAGCCAGCCAAGGAGUCCAGAGCCUUUCCCCUUAGGGAAGGUCCUAAUCACCAGCUCCAAUACUGGCCAUUCUCAGCCUCUGACCUCUACAACUGGAAACAACAUAACCCUCCUUUCUCUAAGGACCCUGUUGCCUUGACUAACCUGAUUGAGUCCAUUUUAGUGACCCACAAGCCUUGGGAAGAUUGUCAGCAGUUACUGCAGACACUCCUGACGGUGGAGGAAAAACAGCGGGUCUUCCUGGAGGCUCGGAAGCAGGUUCCAGGAGACGAUGGAAGACCCACCCAAUUGCCUAAUAUCAUUGACGCAGCCUUUCCCCUCACCCGCCCGAACUGGGACUUCGCGACCCCGGAAGGUAGGGAGCACCUACGUCUCUAUCGCCAGUUGCUCUGCGGUCUCCGAGGGGCGGCUAGACGUCCUACCAAUCUGGCCCAGGUUAGGAAUGUGACCCAGGGAAAGGAAGAAACGCCGGCAGCGUUCUUAGAAAGGCUUAGAGAGGCAUAUAGGAUGUAUACCCCGUACGAUCCGGAAGAUCCAGGACAGGCGCCGGGUGUCAUCCUGUCUUUCAUAUAUCAGUCAAGUCCAGAUAUAAGGGCCAAGUUACAGAGACUGGAAGGAUUGCAUUCACUCAGCUUGUCAGAUUUAUUGAGAGAGGCAGAAAAAGUGUUUAAUAAGAGAGAAACUCCCGAAGAGCGGGAGGAGAGUUAUGGCAGAGACAGGAAGAGAGAGAUAAAAAGCGUCAUAGGGAAAUAACUAAAGUCCUGGCCACUGUAGUGUCUCAGGGACAGAUCAGUGAGGGAGUUAGGACAAAAGAUCGAAGAAGGACAUCGCUUGACAAAGACCAGUGUGCUUACUGUAAAAGAGAGGACAUUGGGCUCGUGAAUGCCCAAAGAAGCAAGCUCAAGGGUCUCGGAGACCUAAGUCAAGGGCCACGGACCUCCUCAAUCUGGAGGAUUAGGGAGGUCAAGGCCAGGAGCCCCCCCUGAGCCUAGGAUAACUCUCAAGAUUGGGGGCAGCCAGUGACCUUCCUGGUGGACACCGGGGCUCAACAUUCAGUCCUGACCCAUACCGGAGGCUCUCUCAGUGACCGCACAGCUUUGGUCCAGGGGGCCACAGGUAGCAGGAGGUAUCGAUGGACCACCGAGAGAAAGGUUCAGCUGGCAUCUGGACAGGUAACCA
This is a messenger RNA of Peromyscus leucopus (white-footed mouse), 2331 nucleotides long. RefSeq lists its product as uncharacterized. Lineage: Eukaryota; Metazoa; Chordata; Mammalia; Rodentia; Cricetidae. The record is from RefSeq and is a predicted model, not a curated record. Gene Ontology annotation, biological process: virion assembly.